This is a messenger RNA of Closterium sp. NIES-67, 6541 nucleotides long. The record is from the annotation of a GenBank genome assembly. Lineage: Eukaryota; Viridiplantae; Streptophyta; Zygnematophyceae; Desmidiales; Closteriaceae.
UCAAACCACAGAGAAUUUAGCUAUCGGCUUCGCACACCUUGAAGACAGCUCACUGUCAGGAAAGGAAGACGUAAAAGUAUCUCCCCUCUGAAAGAAUCUCUCGGUUCGGGCUUAUCUCGCUGUAAUUACUCAUUGUUCACUCGAUCUAGAAGCCUCGAUUAUUGUACAGCGCACUUGUUGCAUCACUAAUCGCGUUCUAGUUUAUCAAGCACACCCCAAAGCUAGGCUCUCAUUGGGUUACCUAAAUUCCGCUGCCUCGCCGCACCCUUUUUAUAAAUUGCCUUCCCUUCGUACCCUCCAUUCAGCUUCUCGAUGAUGCUCGCUAUUAGAUUUUCAAACCCUUCCGUUCUUAAACAGUCUCCACAAUAGUUAAAGUCAUCCGCCAUGUUUGCCGAAAAGCGAGACCUCUCGUAUUUCCUCCCGUUCGGCCCGGCUCCGAGCAUCAGCACGCUACCGUCCGACGCGGGUCAGGGCGGCAGCGGAGCGGCGUUCGGCGGCAGCCGCGAAGCCGGCGUUACGGCCGGCGUAGCUGCCGGCGGCGUUGCCGGCGGCGGAGCGAGCUGCGGCUUCAGCGGCGGCGCCGGUCCGGCGGGGUUUAACAUCGACGCGGCGAACACAGCAGCGUCGCGGUUGUACGCGACGGGGGUAAUCGACAGCAGCAACCAGCCAGCGAAAGAGAACAACCAGACUAACAACAAUCAGAACAACAACAACAACAGUGCGAGCGUGAGCAGCACGCGGAGGGAGUACGCGUGGCCGGGGACCGUCGCUCACGCGUUCGCCGCCAUUGCGCGUGGUCCCGCUGCAUCGCAGGUGGCGAGCGGCGAGACGCUAGCGGACGCCAUAAUCGACAUUCGCAGGGAGCUGAGCCUCAGCGAUGGCAACCCUCGGCUCGCAAAGGGUCUCACCGAAUUCUUCGAUGAGAUUCUCUCUGAGGAAGAAUCUCAUGAAUUCUUUUUCUUCACGCUACCCGGGAUGGCCUCGCUCGCGCUGCGCCUGCCGAGCCUCGUUUCCCAACAGGCUCGGAGCGUGGCUCGGGCCGCCCAAGCCGCAGCGCAGUCCGGCAGCAGCGGGGGGAGCGGGAGCGGAGGGAGCGGAAGCGGGAGUGGGAGCGGGGGGAGCGAGAAGUGGCGGAGGGGGACGCAGAUGACGCUGCAGCUGCUGCGGCCGCAGCAGCCGGGGCUUGUGCUUAUAACGCAGGAGCUUGCAGCGGCGCUGCUAGUAGGGGCGUUCUUCUGCGUGUAUCCCACUGCAGGGCGCGCGCAGGAGAGACUUCCGGAGAUUAACUUCGACCGGCUGUAUGGCGGGAUCUACGAGGGGUCGCCCCAGCAGCAGGAGAAGCUGCGGUGUCUGCUGCACUACUUCCGCCGGGUCGUCUCCUCCAUGCCGCAGGGCGCCGUCUCCUACGAGCGCAAGGUGCUGCCACUCACAUCCCUCACGCCCGCUGCUGCUCCUGCGCCUGCUGGUGCUGUUCCGUCAGCCCUCCACCCCUUUAGCCCUUCAGGUGCUGCCGCACCCGGUCACUUCAAGCAGCAGCAGGAGGGGCACGGUUGGGGUGGGGACGCUGGGGAGGCGGGAUACAGGCCCGGAUUUGGAGGGUGGGGGCCUGGGAAUAUUGUAGGCCAGGGCGCUGGCGGUUCGCCACCGGGAAGCGGUGGGAGUGGUGGGCAGUGUGGUGGGCUUGGUGGCCGGCGUGGGAAUGGUAAUGGCGGCAGCAAGGGCAGUGGUAACGGCAAUGGGUACGGCAGUAAAGGCAGUGGUAACGGUAACGGUUACGGAAGUGGUUACCACAGCGGGUCCCGAAGCUCCCCCAUGCAGAAAAGCAGCUCUAACCGAAGCUCAGGCCCAACAACAGGCUCGGAUCCGAGCCUGGCAGGCUCGUGGGGGAAAGGCGGGGAGGGAGGGGGGGGGCAGUUGCGAAGUGGGGGGAGCAGCAGGAGCUUUGGGGGAAGCUGGGGGACGCUUCCCCCUCCCCCUGGCGCGGACUUCUGGGGCACCAGGCGGAUCCCUCUCUGCGCUCUGGUGGUGCACGAGAGGGGUACCAUAGAGGACGACGGCAACGGCUGUCUGCAGGUCGACUUUGCCAACGCGUUUCUGGGCGGCGGGACGCUCGGCUCGGGCUGCGUGCAGGAGGAGAUUCGUUUCGUCAUCUGCCCGGAGCUCAUCGUGGGAAUGCUUUUUCUGCCCGCCAUGGAGAACAACGAGACGAUUGAGAUCGUGGGGCCCGAGCGGUUCAGCCGAUACAAUGGUUAUGCAGCAACCUUCAAAUUCGCUGGUGAUUUCGUCGACUCGGCCCCUCGGGACUCCCUGGGCCGCCGCCAGACCAGAAUAGUGGCUAUGGACGCCCUCUCCCACGCGGCAGACCGCCAGUUCCGCAGCUCGCACCUCCUCAGAGAGACCAACAAGGCCUUCUGCGGCUUCCUGGACCAUGCUUCUGCCCGGGGGUUCGCUGGGGGGUCCAUUCUGGCGAGUAAUGACAGCAAUAGCCCGGUGUUUUUGGAGGGUAAUGCGCAGUUUUCCCUUGGAGAGGGGGAGAAUAGGAGCGGUGAUGGUAGUGGGACGCAAAAGAGAAGCGGGGGGAUGCAGCAAGGAGGGGAUGAGAGAGGAAAGGGCAGUGGAAGUGUCAAUAGCGAAGGGAACCCGGCAGAAGCAGACGCGGCCCGCCGGCCGGCUGCAACAGCGCAUGGGCCUAACAGCAGCAGUGACAAUAACGAAGGGAGGAACAGCGAGCAGAGCAACCGCAGCUGCAGCAACAACACGAACAACAGCAGUGGGAAUAACAGCACGCACAUGCAGGGCAGCAGCAGGGCCACUGCUGGCACUAGCUCCGGCUCUGACUCUCGGCUUGGGAGGAGGGGGGAAGUGGGGGGGAGGGACUCCAGUGAGAGUGAGAGAAUGGGGGAGGAUGAGGAGGAGGAGGAAGAGGAGGUGGAGGAAGAGGAAGAGGAAGAGGAAGAGGAGGAGGGAUAUGUGAUGGUGGAAAAGGGGGGGAGGUUGGAGGGAGUGCAGGAGGAGUGGGGGGAAGAGAGAGAGGGGGAGCAACUGGGGGAGUUUCAAGAGGCUGAUGCCAGAGGGGCUGGGGGUGAGGCAGGUGAAGGACAGCCGACGCCAAUGGAGGAGGACAAUAACGAGGACAGAACCUUGGAAGGGAACAACGGCAACGGGGGCAACGACAGCGACACAGAGAUGAUUAUGGAGGAGGAAAGGGGGAAGGGGAGGGAGGGGGGAGAGGGCGAGGCGGAGCAAACGCCGUCCCCCAGCCUGCCCUUUGUGCGCACAGACGCCUUGAUAGUGUCAGCGGGAGGAGGGAUGAGAGUAGCUGGCGCUCCUGUGCCUGCUGUCGCCAUUCGUUUCCCCUCCAACUCCCCCCAGGGAACCGCCACAGGCACUGGCGGGACAGGCACGGGGACAGCGGGUAGGACGUGGGGCUCAGGGGGAGCCACUGGUGGGGGGAGUGGGGGCGCCACAGGCGGGGGAACAGGGGGGACUGGGGGAACGGGGGGAACGGGGGGAGAAGGAAAAACAGCAAGAAGAGGGGCAGGAGACGGAGGUGGAGGAGGAAAAGAAGGUAGUGGGAGUGACACGCAAAGCCGGGCGGCGACGGAGUCGAGCGGGCGGCAUUUGUCUCUUUCUGGGCUGAGGCGGGCGGUGGAAGAGGAGGUGGUUGGGGCGGGGGGCGGGGGGGAGAGAGGGGGGGAGAUGGGGGAGCAUGGGGGGCAGGAGGAGACGGGGAGUGGGGGGGGGAGCAGGGGGAGGAGUAGGGAUGAGAAUGGGAGUGAUAGCGGGGGGAGUGAUGAUCUAGGGAGUGGGGACCACAGGAGGCGCGUUCAUGCCCUUCAGACUGUCGCUACCGCUGCCACUCCUGCAACUGCUGCGGCAGCUGCUGCUGUGAAUAUACCUGCAGCUGUUGUUGCUGCAGAUGCUGGGGAUGCCGGUGGAGCGGAGGCAAUGGGAGGAGUGGGAGGAGGAGGGGCACGGGCAGCGGCAGGGGGGGGGGCGGGGAGAGAAAGUGGGGCCGUGGGAGUGGUUGCUGCCGGGAGAGCUGCAGGGGCGGCGGGAGAAGCAGGGGCAGCAGCACCGCCAGCUGCAGGAGCGACAGCGGCAGCAGCAGCAGCAGCAGCAGCAGCAGCAGCAGCAGCAGUUGCGGCGGCGAGCAUGCGGGCGAAUCGAAUGAGUUUUGUAUCGCAGCACAACCGCAUCGGCAUUGCGACGGGCAACUGGGGGUGCGGCGUGUUUGGGGGCGACCUGGAGGUCAAGAGCAUGCUGCAGUGGAUGGCUGCCUCUGAGGCGGGGCGGCCCUUCGUGCUCUACUUCACUUACUCCGACCCGCGCGCUGCCAGGCUCAAAGAGGUCUCUGAGUGGCUGUUGAGGGAGGGGUGGAGCGUGGGCGAGCUGUGGACCACAGUCGCUGAGUACAGCAGGCAGAGGCGAGACAACCAGCUGCAGCUGCAAGUGCCGCAGCACCACUCGGAGCACCACCACCACCAGCAGCUCUCAGACCACCACCAGCACGACCAGCACUACCAGCACUACCAGCACCAGUAUCACCAGCAGCAGGGGCAGCAGCAGUAUCACCAGCAGCAGGGGCAGCACCAGUAUCACCAGCAGCAGGGGCAGCAGCAGGGGGAGAGGCGGCGGCAGCGGCACGGCACGCCGGUGUCCUUCUUCGAUUGGCUCAUCCCCGUGCAGCAACGAUCCGCAGGUUCUCCCGAGCCUGACGCCAAGCGUGCGCGCCUGUCCAGCUCCGGAGGCUCGUCCCGAGCCGUGUCAUCUCCCCCCCGCACCUCCCGCUCCCUGCACACCGAGUUGCAGUACGCGUUUGAGGACCCAUGCCUCGUUCCUGAAGUGGGUGGGGCCGACGGGCAUGGGCCUGGCCAACCGGCUGGAGGCAUGGAGGAUGGAGGCGACAUGAGGGUUGGCAGCAUGGCUGACCACAGGGGAGGAAGGGGGGGAGGCGCUGGCAGUGUGCCGGAUGAGAGGGGAGGAAGGGGAGGAGGCGGAGGAGGUGGGGGGUCUGGGGAAGAAGCAGGUGGGGCUGGCGAGUGUGCUCGGGAUGAGGUGCGGGGAACAGAGCCAAGACAGCAGGUGCAGGAAGGGGGGCACAGAGUCCACGUGCAAGGGUCAGAGCAGAGUGACCAGGUGCAAGGGCCAGAGCAGCGAGGCCACAUGCGUGGGCUGGUAGGGCAGCAGGAUGCAGUGGGGGAUCCGCUGGUUCAGGCAGUUGGGGAAGCGGAGGCUGCGAUGAGUGUAGAAGUGAGCGUUCAGGUGGCUCAGGAAGGGACGGAGCAGGGGGGGAUGGAGGAAGGAGUGGGAGGGCUUGGGGAUGGUGAGAGGGAGGAGGGGCAAGGGGAGGGGCAAGAAGAGGGGCAAGAAGAGGGGCUAGAAGAGGGGCUAGAGCGGAGAGAGGAGGAACGAGAGGGGCGAGGGGAGUUGAGGAUGCGACAGGGGGAAGUGGCAGUGUUGGAUGGGGAGGUGGGGCGGCAUGGGCAUGGCAGAACCACUGUGGAUGCCAACCGUGAGGGGGAGGUGGGGGAUGGGGAAAGGGAAUUGGAGAAUAGGGAGGAGAGGGAGGAGAGGGAGGAGAGGGAGGACAGGGAGGAGAGGGAGGAAGGGGAGGGAGGAGGGGCCAUGGAAGGGCAAUCAGUGCCUCGUUGGGACGAGUCCCGUGCUCAGAGCAGCGGGCAACACAGGGAGCAGCAGCAGCAGCACAGACAGCAGCAGCAGCAGCAGCCGGGCAGUGGGGAGGGAGUGGUGCCCGGGGGCAGUGGGGGGUCAGCCCAGCAGCAAUCGCCCCAGCAGUCAUCGGGCCAACAACAAUUAACCCAACGGCAUUCAGCCCAGCAGCCUGGUAGAGAGGGGGAGGGGACAGCAGCUGCUGCACAGGGAGCAGAUGAGGCUCGGGCCGAAGCACCAGGUCAGGUACGGGGACUGACUGCACAAGAAGCAGAUGAGUUGGAGGGAAGAGAUGGGAGGGAUGAGGGGGAGGGGAUGGAGGAGAGGGAGGAGAGGGAGGGUGCAGAGGAGAGGAGGGAGGGGAGAGAGGGGAGGUUGUCUCCUGACCAGCGUUAUCUAAGGGAGGUUCCUUCUGGGAGUGGCUGGCGGAAUGACGCGUUCGGAGAUGGACGGUCAGGAUCGGACAACAUGAGCGACAGUACUAAUAGGGAAGCAGCUAGUAGCGAGGAUAUGAGUAGGUCGCAAGGGAGUGGGAGGGAUGGUGGAAGAAUGGGGCGUGGUUCAAGAGGCGGGAACAGAAGUUGGGGGAGGAGCAGAGGCUCUAGUGAUGGUCAAAGGAUGUUUGGGGAGCAUAUCGACUCUGAUACACCUUCACUUGACAGUUUGGAUGAUGUGUUUCGAGAACGGAUGGGGUGAAGUUAGGUGAGGGUGACAGCCUUGGUAAAUUAGCCUGUGCUGUAGCACGGGUGGUUUAGCCAAGCUGGUUCGUUUUUUACUUUCUCCCACAAGUUGAAAGUUUGCAAUAAAAAGUUGGUGUUUUGAGUUGUGGCUUCGUUUAUCCGUCAUACGUGCUACAUGCUACAUUGUA